Molecule: messenger RNA, 1459 nt
Organism: Lactuca virosa
Lineage: Eukaryota; Viridiplantae; Streptophyta; Magnoliopsida; Asterales; Asteraceae
Source: the annotation of a GenBank genome assembly
AUGGCUCUCUAUUUCUGUGUUCCAUUUCGUGAGCUUCUUGGAUACUAUGGAAAUGAUGAAAUUCUAGGAGGAUUUGGAGAUAAUCUAAGAUGUUUACUAUUAUGGAUGAAGUUGUGGCCGCAACCCACCAGGUAUUCGAUGAAAUGCCUAGGUCGCUUCUUCAGUAACUUUGAUUUAUUCUGUCUAGAGUAUCUCAAAUACGUGGUGACCAACGGUCAUUUCAUAUCUUCCGUCAGAUGUGUGGUGGGGCUCCAUGUGCUCUUAAAGUUUCUUUCUGUUUGAUUUUUAUUCUGUCAUUGAAAAGGGAAAAAUAUUCAGUUUUUGUUAAACAGGCGAUAGAGUGUAAGUUUCCGAAUCAGAGUGGGUGUUUGAAAAUCAACGGUCUUGAUGAUGCCAUUACUUUGAAAAGCUAAUGGUGACUUUAGAAUUUAGGGUAUUUAAACCUCAUGGCUGAUACUAUUUAUUAAAUGAGAAAUUAUUAUUUGUAACAAACAUUUGAAUAAGAAGCGUUUGAUAUUGUUGGAGUUUUCCUUGAGGAUCUAGAGCAUGCUUUUGAAUUGUUGGUUGCAAUCUUAUGGCUCGAGAAUAGUUCAUUUAUAAUCCUGGUGGUUUUUGUAUUUGAAGCUGGUAGGAGUGUUGCUAAGUUAGUGAAGUGCAAUGUGAAUGUCCUGCUGGUGGUUUUAUCUGGAAAUCAUAUGAAGCUCACAAUCUUGAACUGAAAGCUGGGAACAACAGAAAAAAUCAGGAAAAAAUAUGAGAAAAGAUAGAUAGUGGGUGGGUAAAAACAUGAAGGCCUUUUUUUGAUUGGAAUCUGACUUAAAAGCUUUAGAACCUGGGUAAAAACACUAGGCAUGUUUACAGUAUUGUGAUUUUGACUUUUUUUAUGCUUUUACAUAUUGAAUUGUUAACAACUUUUGGCAUCAUCUAAGAUUAGGGUAUCAAGUAAUAUGUGGAUAUGGGAGCCUUCGGGUAUUUGGUUGUGAUAAGUGGAAAGAAGCCUAAUUAUUUCACCACUGUUAAGGUUUUUUUAGAUCAACUUAUCACAUUGAAGUGUGAAAGGGAAAUAUUGGUUUGUUUGGGCUGGGCUAGCGUAGCGGGAGUGUUUACCAACUGAAGUGGGGAGGAGGAUCGGAAAUGUUAAGAAAUUGAUUGGUUGGAAUUGUGUACCUCUGUCUAAAUUCAGCUUUGGUGAUGUUUAUGAUAUAUUUUAUAAGUAGCUUUGUGAAACAUUGGGUAGAGAUACUGCAAAUGGAAGGGGAGUAGCUUUUACUACACAAUAGUCGACAAGGGUACUCUCCAAUGGCAUCAAACACAACCCCCUUUGAUGUUGGAUCGACACAGACAAUGAAAUGGAUCUUUGUUAUCUGAGGUUGCUAUCAUCCAUCACCACUUGCUAUUUAACAAAAAAAACUCCUAACCCAUGCGUAGGGUCCUUUUCUAGUUUAAAUUAUAUAAAUGG